CAUUAGGCAAAUGUGACCUACGUUUUCAAGAUACCAGCUAAUAAUACUGCAGGGGAAGCAAAAACAAUAUGGAUGGCUUAAUUGAACAGAAUAGUGUACUAAUGCACAGUAAAAUCAGUGAAGCUGGAAAAAGGAACGGCUUAAUUAACACCAGAAACUUAAUGGCAGAGAAUAGAGAUGGCCUGGUAUCUGUUUACCCAACACCCCAGUAUCAGACUCACAUAGUGGGGAAUAUCUCAUCCCAGAGCUGCCUAGACAACAGCAGGAAUGAUCCAGUGCAGCAGUUACUGGAUCCCAAUACACUUCAACAGACUGUGGAGUCUCACUAUCGUCCCAACAUCAUCCUGUACUCGGAGAAUGUGCUGCGUUCCUGGGGGGAGAGUGGGAGCUCAGACUGCUGUGAGACCACCUUUAUUGAGGACCGCUCACCUACCAAAGAUAGCCUGGAGUAUCCUGAUGGGAAAUUCAUUGACCUUUCCUCAGAUGACAUCAAGAUCCAUACUCUCUCCUAUGAUGUAGAAGAAGAAGAAGAGUUCCAGGAACUAGAGGUCCUUGAGAGUGACUAUUCGAGUGACACAGAGAGUGAGGACAACUUUCUGAUGAUGCCGCCACGGGAUCAUCUGGGGCUCAGUGUUUUCUCCAUGCUCUGCUGCUUCUGGCCUUUGGGAAUUGCUGCCUUUUAUUUGUCCCAUGAGGUUUAUCUUGGGUCUUAA
Messenger RNA from Trichosurus vulpecula (common brushtail), 713 nucleotides. RefSeq names its product synapse differentiation inducing 1 (gene SYNDIG1). The coding region runs from base 69 to 713 and encodes 214 amino acids. Gene Ontology annotation, biological process: positive regulation of synapse assembly; synaptic vesicle clustering. The record is from RefSeq and is a predicted model, not a curated record. The transcript has 4 exons. Gene Ontology annotation, cellular component: synaptic vesicle membrane; postsynaptic density membrane; excitatory synapse. Lineage: Eukaryota; Metazoa; Chordata; Mammalia; Diprotodontia; Phalangeridae.